This is a messenger RNA of Blepharisma stoltei, 282 nucleotides long. NCBI's taxonomy places the organism in Eukaryota, Ciliophora, Heterotrichea, Heterotrichida, Blepharismidae. The record is from the annotation of a GenBank genome assembly.
AUGCUUGUAAAUUACUUACUUCAGAUUAAUUGAAAGAAAACUCAGGAUUGAUUACGUAUAGACAUAAUAAAUAAAACAGCUACUUUCGGAGUAAAUUUUCUUCGGGAACUCUUAUUACAAAUUUUAUUAUUAGAAGAUUUGUUUUAUGGUGUUCUUUAUCCACAUAUGCCAAUCAAGGCUUAUCCCAUAUGCAAAAAGUUUAAGCCCUUAGCUCUAGAAGGUAUAGAGUUCAACUUCUUGGCAAUCACGAGUAAAUGGAGUACUCACAAAAUUCAAGCUUAG